Daphnia pulex (common water flea) is the source of this 1453-nucleotide messenger RNA. RefSeq names its product retinol dehydrogenase 11-like. The transcript has 9 exons. The record is from RefSeq and is a predicted model, not a curated record. NCBI's taxonomy places the organism in Eukaryota, Metazoa, Arthropoda, Branchiopoda, Diplostraca, Daphniidae. The coding region runs from base 198 to 1280 and encodes 360 amino acids.
UUUAUGACUAUGCUGUAUACAUAGGUAUACAUGCAGUCUCUGUUGCCGAUGGCAUUACACGCACCAAUGGAACAAAAGAGAUUGUCUCUCUCCGUUCAAAAGAGCUUUCUAAAUUCCCAAGCGCCAGCAGAAGGCCUCCGAACUCCAGCGCGGACAAACAGAAUUGAUUACUACCAACGCAGCAUCAACAGCAGUUGAUGGAAAUUUUACAUGAAGACUCCGUCAUCAUCCAUCCUCGAUUAAUUGAAUCAUUGGAAUCUGGACAUUUUCAGAAAGGAUAUUAUACAAUGUUGACGUUUGUGUUGUCAUUACCUUUCCUGAUCGGUUUGCUCGUUGUGGCAACCCUCGGGGUCGUCAAAGCUUACCUGCUGAUGAUGAGGGGAGUGUGCAGGAGCACCAAUAACCUGACGGGCAAAACGGUCAUCAUCACCGGAGCCAACACGGGAAUCGGCAAGGAAACGGCCAUCGAUUUGGCCAAGAGAGGUGCUCGAGUCAUUCUGGCUUGUCGAGAUACUAAGAAAGCCCUGGCUGCCAAAGAUGACAUUGUUCGAGAGUCCGGUAAUGAUAACGUGAUUGUCCGUCACCUUGAUUUGGCCUCGCUCUGGUCCGUUCGCCAAUUCGCUUCUGAGAUUCUGAAGAAUGAGCCUCGACUCGACAUCCUCAUCAAUAACGCCGGAUGUGUGACGAUGGAGAAAAAAUUGACACCUGACGGACUCGAGUAUCAGAUGCAGGCUAACCAUUUUGGCCACUUCUUGUUGACCAAUCUGUUAUUAGAAUUGCUAAAGAAAUCAGCUCCAUCCCGGAUUAUUAACGUCUCCUCUUGUUUGUACACCUGGAAGAGGACUUUGGAUUUGAACAACUUGAAUUCGGAGCUGUCUUAUAACAACAGCAGUUUAUAUCACGGAGUGUAUUACAAUUCUAAAUUGGUCCAAGUCCUAUGCACUCGGCAUCUCGCACCUCUGAUUUCUCAAUCCGGCGUUACGGUUAAUUCCGUGUGCCCGGGUCUAGUAAACACUGAAAUAUUUCGCUCGACUUCUUCUUGGUUCCAAAUGGCAGCUUCCUUCGUCCUUUUUAUUUUCUCCAAGACAGCUAAAGAAGGAGCGCAAACUUCCAUUCAUGUAGCUGUAGCCAGCGAAAUCUCUGACGUCACUGGCCAAUUUUUCUGUGAUUGCAGGAUCAUCAAAACUUCAAAGUUGGCCGAUAAUCCCAACCUAGCAAAGAAGGUGUGGGAGAUCAGCGAAACUUGUGUCGAUCUGAAACCGGAAGAGCGGAAUUACUGAAAAGUUAUGCCCUAUCUAAUCGGCGAUAAUCACCCAGGAAGAAAGUAUCCGUCAUAAAACGUCUUUCAACAGGAAAACUGCCUCAAGUUCGAUUUGAACCUUCGUGUUCUUAUUUUAUUCAUCUUCUUAUCUUUUUUUUUUGUUUUAUGAGCGAAUAAACGUUUCUAUCCUUA